GAAAAAUUCUGAAACGCAACUGUGGUGGUGUGAAAUUCUAGCGUUUCCUCUCGUCGCAUCUUCUUCUUCUUCUUCGUCAUCUUUGAGUCUUUGACCUCAAAGCUUUCCCCAAAUCCGCGUUCACAGUUUCUCGAGUUUUCAGCCAGAAAAGUUGCCCUCCUUGAAGCAAAACAGAGCCUUGGCAUUGGCAAAUCUCUCAGAUCUUGGAGUAUUUCUUUGGAAUUUAGUAACUUGUUCAUUACAAACAUUGAAUGAUAAGGAUACACGACAGGCAUGGAGUGCAACAAAGACGAGGCAGCAAGGGCAAAAGAAAUUGCAGAGACGAAGUUCAAAAUGAAAGAUAUUGCUGGGGCAAAGAAAUUUGCCUUGAAAGCUCAAAGUCUGUAUCCAGAGAUAGAAGGUGUUUCUCAGAUGUUGGCAACUUUGGAUGUGUAUACCGCUGCAGAAAACAAAGUAAAAGAGGAUGUAGACUGGUAUGGGAUACUCAAAGCAAGUCCGCGCGAUGAUAAUGAAACGUUGAAGAGAAAUUACAGGAAGCUUGCUCUAAUGCUUCACCCUGAUAAAAACAAGUCUAUUGGAGCUGAAGGAGCUUUCAAGCUUGUUUCUGAAGCUUGGAAAUUCUUGUCAGAUAAGGAAAACAGAGCAGCUUAUGAUCGUAGGAAAAGUCUCCACUCAGUUUAUCAGAAGGUCUCGGUUUCAUCUUCUAAUAACGGGUUCUGCAAUUUCGCAAAGACUACCUUCACUACAAAUGCGAGGACGACAACACAGAGGAACAAUCCGCCUACCCAAAAGAAAAAUCCGCCAGCCCAGAAGAGCAAUCCACCGACCCAGAAGAACAAUCCGCAAAAGCCAGUUGGUAAUACACAGAAAACAGGACGGACUGAUCAUCAAACAACAACACCAAGCUCAUUUACUGCAUCUGGGUCGUCAGACCAAUCAAAGUCGAAUACUUUCUGGACAGUCUGCAGGAGAUGCAUGAUGCAGUACGAGUAUCUAAGACUUUAUGUCAACUGUAACCUUCGGUGUCCUAAUUGCCUACAGUCGUAUUUGGCAGUAGAAGUCCCUAAACCAGGUAUAUCAAGCCGUUGGAGUAGUUUCAGCCGUCUAAACCGAAACCUGGAUCCAAAGUCGGCUGCAAACCACAAUACUACUUCAGGUUUAUUUAAUAACUCCAAGUGGACUUUCUCAAGAACUAGCAGUGCAGCUCAUGCUGCAAGUGUGGUUCAACAGGCUUAUGAGAAGGUAAAGAAAGAUCGCGAGCAGGCAAAAGCAACCGCGAGAAGAGAAAAGAAGAGUUCGAAAAGGAAGAGCACAACUGAUUCGUGUGCUUCUGGUAGUUCGCUUAAAAAGAGGAAAGUGUAUGGAGAAACUGAUAUAUGUUCCUCUAGUGGAAGACAGGUCACGUACUAUGUGACUGGUGAAACGGGAAAAAACAUGAGAAAGUUAGAACAUGGAACCAAAGAGAUAGCGGACAAGCUGUCUCCUAGAAGAAGAACCCCGAGAAGGAUUAGCAAGGAGGAUGUAACAAGAGAAGUAAAGCCGCGCUAGCGAUCUGACCCGGUCAAGGGAGGUUUGAUUUAUGUAGGCAUAAUUGUGGUUGAUGGAUUCUCCAGGCUAUAACCAGUCACUAGGAUAUAUUUUGUAUUGUUGGGUCAGUUGGUAGUGUUUUGGUUCUAACAUUAUAGAGAGGGAUGAGUCGAGUCUUUUUGGGCAGACGACACAAACUGCUUUCCAAAUUUUUCAAAACAGACUCAGUGUUGUGUCAAUUUGGUGUGUUGUAGCUAGCAACGAUGACUUCGGUUCAUGACUCUUAAGUAAAUGCUAUGUUUUAGUGAUCUAAAAGAUUGCUUCGCUUUCCCCAACAACAAGUUGCUUCAAGGAAUCAGGCGUAUUCAUUCAUGUCUAGCACGAACAAGUCAACUAAGAAGCGGACUAGCUGCAACUCGUUCUGCAUCUGGCUAACUUAUACAGCUCUCACUCCUUCAUGCUCCCCAUAAUAGGCGAGGGCAUUCUGAAAUACGUAAUAGCUUGUGCGCCUGUCAUGUUGCCUGCGUGACCUCCUCGAAGGACAAGAAAGACGGUCUCACGGAUCAAAUGCUCAAGUUUCUAUGAACUCAUCCCACCAGCUGAGGAAAGCGAAGAGCCUACUACCUUUUGAGCGAAUGCUUAGAUUGAAUCCUCAAAUGUACAACCAGUUUCUCUGUUCGUUUUAAGUUGUUAUACAAAACUCAUCUUUAUCACACCAAUCAAAA
Capsella rubella is the source of this 2252-nucleotide messenger RNA. RefSeq lists its product as uncharacterized. The record is from RefSeq and is a predicted model, not a curated record. The transcript has 2 exons. Bases 274 to 1548 code for a protein of 424 amino acids. NCBI's taxonomy places the organism in Eukaryota, Viridiplantae, Streptophyta, Magnoliopsida, Brassicales, Brassicaceae.